AUGGCGACCGCCACUACGUCCGCCGGCAUCGUUCUGUUGCUUCUGCUGCACAUGUUAACGGUCGGCAGUGUGGCACGAGCAGACAUGGCGGCCGACAUUGGACCAGACUCAACGUGGAUCACAGAGCCACCAGAGGAUGGUGUUGCAAUCCGCAGUAAGCCUUAUACGUUACAAUGUCAUUCUACACUGCCGAAUGCUACGUAUCUAUGGAUGUACAACAAUCGCACUUUGGAUCUAGUCAACGACUCGCGCCGUCAGAUUCUUCCCAACGGCUCUCUGUUUUUCAAAACCGUGGCGAACAGAAAAGGGGGCGACGCGGGAUCCUAUAGAUGUAUAGUACAAACGCCCACCGGUGCAGUUUCCUCAAAAACAGUUACAUUGCUCACGGCAGUAAUUCAUGAUUUUGAUGUACAACCAUCCAAUGUAACAGUUAGUUCAGAAGCUAGUCGUUCUGUUAUUCGAUUUAACUGUCAUGUGAAUUCCGUUCCUUUAGCAACUAUAAUGUGGCAGAAAAAUGGAGUUGUCUUGUCCAGUAACAAUAAUAAGUUUGUAACCAAAGUUCCUGGUGUACUAUAUAUUAAACAAGUUAAUGAGAAUGAUGCUGGAGAGUAUAGAUGUGUGGGAAAAAAUCAUUUAUUAAAUAAGACAAAAUACAGUGAAGUUGGUCAUUUAGUCGUUAACAAGAUAAAUAUUGGAGGAUCUUCUGGAUCACAAUCGGGUAUCCAAAAAUUAACAUUCAUUUCGCCAAAUGUUUUAAACUUGAAUGUUAAGUAUGUGACUGAAGGUGACAAUGUGACAUUUGAAUGUGUGGCUACUGGUGUUCCUGCUCCUCAGCUCAACUGGUCAUUUAUAAACUCUACAGGAUACCGACACAAUACUUUACUUAAUGAUGAAGGAACUUCUGUCAACAUAUUAAGUUUAACUAGAGUAAGUUCUAAGGAUUCAGGAACAUAUAUAUGCCAUGCAUUACAAUCUGUGACAGGAUGGCCAGAUUUGCCACAUGCUCAAUAUUUUCGAUUAGAAGUGAUGACACCUCCUAACAUUAUUAUUCCACCGGAAACACAAACUAUGCCUAUAGCAAAUACUAUUCGCUUUAGGUGUUUGGCUGAAGGUAAUCCUACUCCUAAUAUAACAUGGUAUCACAAUGGUCAACGCUUAAAGUUAAAUGGUCGUAUAAAGGCCAAGAGCAAACAACUUUUAUUAGUUAGUAAUACAGUAUCAAGUGACUCUGGAUUCUAUCAAUGUUUUGCCUCUAAUCAAUAUGGGACUGUAUGGGCAGGAGCAAUGCUCAAUAUUAGUUCAUCUCCAUUUGAACCUUCGCCACCUAUUAAUAUCAGCUGCCGUACAUUAUCUUCUACUCAAAUUCAAGUAUCUUGGCGAAAGUCUCCAACAGAUAUUCCUGAUGAUCCUCCUAUCCUUGUUCGUGAUGAUUCUACGCAACUUGGUUCUUCUCACAGUGGUGUGUUAUCAUCAUCAUCUGCUACUGUGUCUACAGAUAUUGCAAAUAAAGUAUCCAGAGCAUAUUCAAUACACUAUAUGCCUACAGAUGGUGGAGAAGAAACACAACAAGUUAGUGUAAACCAUUCUAUUAUUGUUGAAAAAUUGAAACCAUAUAAAAACUACACUUUUUACGUACGAGUCUAUAAUGGUAGAUCUGGAUCUGAUCAAUCUGAAAAAGUCACUUGUAAAACUCAAGACGGAGCACCACAAACAGUUCCAGAAUUAAUUGUUACUCCUCUUAGCCCAAUUUCUUUACUUGUAGAAUGGGCUGCAAUUAAUGUAAAUUUGGCUAAUGGAGCAGUUACUCAAUAUCAAGUAAUGUGGAAGCGAUUGCACAGUUCAUCUAAUUACAUUCAAUUGUUACAUAAUGAUGUCAGACAAUAUACAAUAACAGGACUCAAGCCAGGAGAACAAUAUGAAGUGCAAGUAUUAGGUGCAACACAAAAUGGUUUACCUAACAUUGAUUUUUCAUGGCAUUUAAUUGAGUUGCCGAGUAUUAAUCCUAUCUUGCCUGUACCUAUUCUAAGGUUUAGCAUUGACCGAUCAAUUAUAAAGCUUUCUUGGUUUGUCAGUGACCAAUCAAUUAAAUUUGACUCAUAUAAACUAAUGUAUCGGAUCACUAGCCAAACAAACCAGACAGUUAUGUUACUGCAUACACUCAGACCAGACACAAAUCAUCAUAUAAUACAUUAUACUAGUGAUUUGGAUGUUUAUGAAGUUCUAUUAAACUGUGUAUCUGAAAGCGGUGAAGGUGAAUCAGUAUAUAGAAUUAUAGCAGUUAAGUCUGAUACAUUGUCACCACCAUCUCAGAUCGAAGCUGUUGCUACAUCACUUCAGACAUUGAAUUUGUCAUGGGUUCCUCCAGAUUUUGAUGAUCCAUCCUCUUUGCUAUUUAUUAUUUCUUAUAAUCCAGUAUCUAAUUUUUCUCAAAAUUCUUCUACAGUUUUCACUGAUAGGGGUAUGUUUUCAUUUGAACUAUCAGGGCUUAAACCUUAUAGUUUGUAUGAAAUAAAAAUUGCAGUUCAAGAUAAAAAUAACAGGAAAAGUGAAUUCAGUCAAAAAAUACAGAUACGCACACUUCAAGGAGUUCCUGGCAUAGUUGAACAAAUAGAAUUACAAUGGAUAAAUACUAGUACUGUUCGCAUAACUUGGGUAGAGCCAAUGAAGUCAAAUGGUGUAAUUAUGGGUUACUAUGUUUCAUAUACAUCCGAACUUCACAUACCACCUACAUCCUGGCAACAAUUAAAUGUCUCUCGACAUAAAAAUUCAUUAGAUUUGUAUGGCUUAAGCAAUAACACACAAUAUUUCUUUAUGGUACGUGCUGCUACUGAUGCUGGAUUCGGUCCCCAAAGUGGUAUAUAUUCCAUUAUACCAUUAACUAAACAGAUUAACCCACCGGUUAAUUCUAAAUAUCCUGCCAAUCCACCAGCUUUAUAUAUGGAAGAUCAGCAGUUAUUAGGCAUAGUGAUAGGUUGUGUGAUUGGAGUUUGUUGCAUAUUAAUAUGUACAACAAGUAUUGUGUUGAAACGUCAAUGUGUGAAAGCCGAACGAGUUCGAGAUCCCCAACAAAACUCAAUGGGUACUGAUGUGGCGUUUUGUGCUCAACAUCUACGGCCAUUUACUAUAGAUCGUGAUCAUCACGAGGAAAGUGUUCCUUUGAACGAUGUAAAUUAUAUUACUAGACAUAUUGACGGAAGAAGUCGAUAUUCAAGUAACAUGUCCGGCAUGGCAUUGCCACUUCUCGACCAAAGUAAUCCAGGAGAUCAUGACAUAACAAAUGUCCACAUCAUUGAAAACCCUCAGUGUACUGUUGAUGUUGAUGGUUAUGAUGUGGAUAGUCUAUUAAGUGAAUCAGCUGAAGGUGGUGCAGGUACUGAAGAAUCUGGUUGCAGUGACCAACUAGCUAAGAGUCAUAAAGGUGGUGGUGAUUCCAGCGUGGUUGAUGAUGGAUUUCAUGAACAUGUUGUGAGCUAAACAGAAUGUUGGUUGGUUUGUAGGUAAUGGUAUAAAUGAUGUGCCAAAACUGAAACAGAAUAAUAAUAUUUUUUAUGUAUUCCCUGAGAUUCACUUAAGUCUGUAUUAUUUUUUUAUACUUUAUAAUACAUAUUAUAAUAAACAUCACCAAAAAUAAAAGAAAUGUUAGGUUUUUACUGACAUCACAUUACGCAUGUUAUACCAAUAACAUAAACUAUGUUGGAUUUAACCUAAGAGAGUUUAUGUAGGCCACUGUUAAUUAUUUUAUUAUUAUUAUUAUUAUUAUUAUUAUUAUUAUGUAUGACUAUGUAUGAGUAUGUAUGACUACUCAAAACAAUUUUUUUGUGUUUUCUUCUUAU
Molecule: messenger RNA, 3833 nt
Organism: Rhopalosiphum maidis (corn leaf aphid)
Lineage: Eukaryota; Metazoa; Arthropoda; Insecta; Hemiptera; Aphididae
Product: protogenin B-like
Exons: 18
Coding region: 1-3474 (1157 amino acids)
Biological process (GO): cell-cell adhesion
Molecular function (GO): protein binding
Source: RefSeq, a predicted model, not a curated record